Messenger RNA from Batrachochytrium dendrobatidis JAM81, 666 nucleotides. RefSeq lists its product as uncharacterized. The record is from RefSeq and is a predicted model, not a curated record. NCBI's taxonomy places the organism in Eukaryota, Fungi, Chytridiomycota, Chytridiomycetes, Rhizophydiales. The transcript has a single exon. Bases 151 to 642 code for a protein of 163 amino acids.
CCUGGAGCAGUAGCUUACCCGUAUCCAACACAGCUCGACUAUGGUAAUAUUGGUCCUUCACAGUCAUAUCCCACUACAUCCUCGCUUGGUCUGCCUUUGACACAUUUGAACGAGUCUGCUAAUCCUUCCGCGUUUGCAUAUACCAAUACCAUGGGUGGUGGAUCCAUCUCUGGGCUUUUUGAUGACUCCGUAGUACAUAGCACGACGGCGUCUUCUGCUCAUCCGAGCUCAAAGCAAUUGCUUCCUUUUAAUUCUUUUCAUUCGUUUGGAGUUGCUGAUCUGCUACCACUUGAUUCUAUCAGCAUAGCUCGUACAUCCUCUCAUCCUCUAACGGAUUGUCUGUCGUUGAACGACAUGUCACUCAACUUUGAUGCCAUUCAGUCUGCCACUAGUAUAGCACCAUCAGUGUCUAUUCCAUUGAUGAGUAAUUCUUCUGGCAACAGUAUUUGGGAUCUUGGACUAGAUCAAUUGGAUUCGAGCAUGAUUUGCUGUCCUCCUGGUCUUAAGGGUGAUGUGUGUGGUGGUAUAUCCGAGUGUUUAAAUGCCAAUCAUACAAAUUAUGUACACGCUACACCCAGUCCUGUAGAGUAUAUCAAAGAAGAUCUAAAUAGUUUACUUGUAGAAUUUUUUUCUAUUGAAUGAAUAUCAUUAGUUUAUUUGGCAUGC